ACCUAUGAAGAGUGGAAGGACAUGCUGCCUGAUUUGAGUGAAUACAACUGGGUCAUUCCUGAUUUUGUUUGGGAACUGAGUGAGCAAAUUGAUCUUGAUAAACUGGCCAAAGCGCUACCAGAGAUGGAAGAAAUCGCUAAACUUCUGCCUGACUUUGAGAAGAUUGGAGAGAACUUCACUUUCCUUAAAAGUCUUCUUUCCUCUGGUGUGAGUUUGGGUAGUGAAGUCAAAGGAGCCUCUGGUCUGCAUCUGUUGUUAGAAACUUCGGGUGAUCCUGCUCUAAAAGCUACCGAUUCCACAACUGGAGUUGCUCAUGAUACCAGUGACAAGCAAUACAAAAAGCAGGGUCUGCUCGGCGAGCUCAUUCUCAUUCAGCAGCAGAUCCAGCGGCAUGAGGAGGAGGUCCGACGGGCCGCUGCAGCCAAUAGUGCGCAUUCGCCACCCCAAGAUCCUGCUCCGAACCCCAACCCCUCAACACAUACACGCAAGUCAUCAGACAAAGAAAAAGUCGACCAGCUUCAAGAGGAGCUUCUUCGAACUCAGUUAAAGUAUCAGCGCAUGCUGGAAAGACUGGAAAAAGAAAAUAAAGAGUUAAGGAAAGUGGUGCUGCAAAGAGACGAUAAGGGGAUUCAUCAAAGGAAGGCGAAGAAAUCCCUUAUUGACCUGUAUUCUGAAGUCCUCGACAUCUUGUCUGACUAUGAUGCCAACUACAACACCCAGGACCACUUACCCAGGGUGGUUGUGGUUGGAGAUCAGAGUGCUGGGAAGACCAGCGUGCUUGAGAUGAUUGCUCAGGCCAGGAUCUUCCCCAGGGGCUCAGGAGAGAUGAUGACACGCUCACCUGUAAAGGUAACGUUAAGCGAAGGGCCCCAUCAUGUGGCCAUGUUCAAAGACAGCGGCCGAGAGUUCGACCUCACUAAGGAGGAGGAUCUGGCUGCUCUGAGGCAUGAGAUUGAACUGAGGAUGAGGAAGAGUGUGAAGGAGGGACAGACGGUCAGCUCUGAGACGAUCUCUCUGAGUGUGAAAGGACCGGGCAUUCAGAGAAUGGUUCUUGUUGACUUACCUGGUGUCAUCAGUACGGUGACUACAGGCAUGGCGUCAGACACUAAGGAAACCAUCUUCAGCAUCAGCAAGGCCUACAUGCAAAACCCAAAUGCAAUCAUUCUUUGUAUUCAAGAUGGCAGCGUGGAUGCUGAGCGCAGCAUCGUAACAGACCUGGUCAGCCAGAUGGACCCUCAGGGGAAAAGGACCAUCUUUGUUCUAACUAAAGUGGACUUGGCUGAAAAGAACCUGGCCAGUCCAAGCAGAAUUCAGCAAAUUGUUGAAGGAAAGCUCUUUCCCAUGAAAGCUCUUGGUUAUUUUGCUGUAGUAACAGGAAAAGGAAGCCCCGGUGAAAGCAUAGACGCAAUUAAAGACUACGAAGAGGACUUUUUCCAGAACUCCAGAUUGCUGAGGGAUGGUAUGCUGAAAGCUCAUCAGGUCACCACAAAGAACUUGAGUCUGGCCGUCUCUGACUGCUUCUGGAAGAUGGUCAGGGAGUCUGUAGAGCAGCAAGCUGAUGUUUUUAAAGCUUCACGGUUCAAUCUGGAAACUGAAUGGAAGAACAAUUAUCCUCGUCUGAGAGAGCUGGACAGGAAUGAACUAUUUGAAAAAGCAAAAAAUGAAAUUUUGGAUGAAGUCAUUAGUUUAAGUCAAGUGACCCCUCAACUCUGGGAGUCUAUUCUACAGAAAAAGCUUUGGGAACGUGUUUCCACACAUGUCAUCGAGAACAUCUACCUGCCUGCUGCCCAAACAAUAGACUCUGGGACUUUUAACACAACGGUAGACAUUAAGCUCAAGCAGUGGACUGACAAGCAGCUUCCACACAAAGCACUGGAGGUUGCCUGGGAGACAUUGCAGGAGGAGUUUGCCCGCUUUAUGGCUGAAUACAAAGGCAAAGACCAGGAUGACAUUUUUGACAAGCUGAAGGAGGCUGUGAAGGACGAGAGCAUCAAGAGGCACAAGUGGAAUGAGAGAGCCAUGGACAGCCUGAGGGUGAUCCAACACAACGCCUUAGAAGACCGCUCCAUCACAGACAAACCACAGUGGGAUGCCGCGAUCCAGUUCAUGGAGGAAACGCUGCAGUCACGCCUUAAAGACACUGAAUCAGUGAUCAGAGACAUGGUGGGCCCUGACUGGAAGCAGAGGUGGCUGAACUGGAUGAACCGGACACCAGAUCAGCACAUUCGGAAUGAAACAAAAAACGAGCUGGAUCGCUUGCUGAAGCUGCAUGAUGACCACACUGCUUACUUGGCCAAUGACGAGGUCACCACAGUGAGGAAGAACCUGGAGGGACGGGGGGUAGAAGUUGAUCCGGUGCUGAUCAAAGACACAUGGCAUCAGCUUUAUCGCAGACACUUCUUGCAAAAAGCACUGACCCACUGCAACCUUUGCAAGAGAGGUUUCUAUUACUACCAGCGACACUUUGUAGACUCUGAGCUGGAGUGCAAUGAUGUGGUGUUGUUUUGGAGGAUCCAGAGGAUGCUGGUCAUCACGGCUAACACGCUCCGACAGCAGCUCACUAACACUGAGGUGCGGCGGUUGGAGAAAAAUGUCAAAGAGGUCUUGGAUGACUUUGGGGAAGACAUGGAGAAGAAGACUCAACUCAUCACUGGCCGCAGAGUCCAGCUGGCCGAGGAUCUCAAGAAAGUCCGUGAGAUCCAGGAGAAACUUGAAGCUUUCAUAGAAGCUCUUCACAAGGAAAAGUAACAGAUCCAGAUUAUUGCACUGAACAAAGACAACUCAUCUGUAACUGACCACCAUCGCCCCCUCUCUGGCUCGAUCUCAACACCCUCCUGCUUUUCCCAUCAGUGAUUCGUGGAAAGUGAUGAGCGAUGGACAUGAACAGAAGAAAACAAUGGAGGAACCUUUCCCUGUCAUUUACCUUAAUUUCUAUUCCCUGUGGCUCUUUGACACCAGAGAACAACAACAAUCCAAACACACAGAGAUUGAAGGAGAAAUCCAAAGCGAAGCAUCACUUGUUCCCCAUAAUUGGAGGAUUGUAUGCAUUUAGUGUCCCCUGUUUGAUUUUUUUGGUUGACCUGUCUCAGCUGGUGCUCCAUUUACCUUCUGAAAUAUUGAAUAGUUGCACUUAGGAUCUUCAGCACUUGAUUAAAACUUAAACCCGGCUGAAUGUUCAGCUCUCCACCCACCACGCCCUAACAGAUGAGUGUCAGCUCUGAUGGAGUUGGAUUGAAUUUCAUUCAGUUUAUUCCCUCUCAUAACUGACUUUAUUAAACUAAUCGGUCUCACGCAACCUAAAGUACAUAAACUUCUCAAGCUGAUGUUGUCUUAUGUUCUUUCAUUUCAUACAUGUCCCAAAUGUAUCUGUCAUUUGAUAUAACAGGUUUUGGAACGCUAAAUUGAAUAAACAAAUGAUCAAUUCUGUUUUAAAAAGUAAAAUAUUUGUCAUUAAGGUUUUAAAAACAUCCAAUCAGCCCCUCUGCAGGUAAAUCUGAUUUGAUUUUUAGCCAGCCUCAGUGUAGUUAGUUUUCUGCUUUUGGGCCCAGUUAGAAGUGCUGAUCCUGUACACAUGGGUUAGGUUUUCUUCCAGAUGUUCUUUUCAGAUUGCACCAGGUUUCUCACCUUUUGUCAGCAAUGUUCAGUCGGUGUAGAUGUAUGCAGCACAGACGCUGUUGUACUCAAACUUACCUCUGUGUUUCUAUGGUUUCUGAGAUGACAAAAUGAUGGAAACUAACUUCACUUCUUCAAAGUCAAGUAAAGAAGCAACUUUUCACCAUUUUCAUCAUUUCUUUCCUUCCAGUCACUGUUCAGGGCUCACUGUUCCCACUCCCUAACCUUUCUGUCAUCUCUUUUUGCAUCUUCUUCAUUUGGACAGUUAAGAUGCUUCACAUCACCGACAUCUUGCUCCCUUCUUUCUAUAUCUGCGAGGAUCGGUGAGAGUACGUUACCCAUAUUCCUUCAUUUAUUCAUUCAGAUGUUCAUAUGGGUUCGUGUACAUAAAUAAGCAGACUGUGCGUUGGCAGUCAGCGAGCUACAGCACAAGGAUCCAGAGUAAGAAAACUAGGAAGCUGGUCCUAAAACAUGUUUUAUGUUGUAGAAAGUAACGUGUGCAUGGUGUACCCCCUACAGAUGUGCUUUAUUUAUUUAAUUUGUGUUUAAAUGACAAUAAAAUGGACUUCAAUAAAUAAAAUUUUUUUUUA
This is a messenger RNA of Girardinichthys multiradiatus, 4202 nucleotides long. RefSeq names its product OPA1 mitochondrial dynamin like GTPase (gene opa1). Lineage: Eukaryota; Metazoa; Chordata; Actinopteri; Cyprinodontiformes; Goodeidae. Gene Ontology annotation, biological process: mitochondrial fusion. The transcript has 29 exons. The record is from RefSeq and is a predicted model, not a curated record. Gene Ontology annotation, cellular component: cytoplasm; microtubule; mitochondrial membrane. Gene Ontology annotation, molecular function: GTP binding; GTPase activity; microtubule binding. Bases 22 to 2748 code for a protein of 908 amino acids.